GGGAGCUGAGCGUGCAGUUUGGGGACAGCGGUGAGAGUGAUGAAGGUUGAUCCUGACCCUCCCGAGGACCCGCUGCUGAACUCUCUGCCUGAGCUCUCGGUGCUGGAGCGGCUGGGCCUGCACAGAGUGGCUUUAACCGAGCAGGACGUGGAGGCAGCGUUCACGCACUUAGCACUGGCCUUCCGCUGUGACAUGUUCACCCUGCGGCGGCGGGUGCAGGUGGAGGAGCGGGUGCGGGACGUGGCAGAGGAGAACAUUCAGCAGGAGCUGGAGGAGUGCCGGGCAGCGCUGCAGAGGCUGAGCCUGUCCUGCGUCGACCCCAAGCGCAAGGAGCUGGUCGGGCAGUUGCAGCAAAGCCUGACGGUGCUGGCGGGGUCUGUUGAGCGGGCGACGAGCGCGGCAGAGAAGCUGGGGGCCGUCCAUCAGGAGGCGCGGAUGAGCCGGGCGGCAGAGGUGAUGGUGCAGCAUGUGGAGAACCUGAAGAGGCAUCACUUGCGGGAGCACACGGAGCUGGAGGAAAUGAAGCGGCUGAUCCAGCAGAACUCCCGCAACCGGCAGCUGGCUGAGAACAGGGAUGAAGGUGAGCAGAGACUGAAACCGCCCCUGAUGCGAACGUUCCAGCAGGCAUCGGCACGUCGGAGAAUCAGCAUCGCAGUCAUUCCCAAACAGCUCACGCUGUUUCCCAGCCCCGAAAGUGGGCGAGCGCCGGAGGGGGAGGCACCCAAGGUGACGUGGGAGAGCAGUCCUAGCACCGAGAGGGAAACCUGCUGCCUCCAGGAGGACUCCACCGAUGGAUACUUCAUCCUGCGCUCAGACUCCUCCAACUCCUUGCACCGAAGCCAUCCACAGGCAGACAGAACUGAGUGUGAGGGGGACAGAGGCCGCUACGCAGAAGGGAGCGAGCCGGAGCUGUGGAGAAGGGGAAGCACCAGCAAGCCCAUGAAAGAGGAACCUGAUGGGGCAUCAGACAGCGGCGGGCUGACGGAGGAGCUGGAGCAGCUUAGUCAGAGGUCCCUAGCAUCUGAGAAAGAGAUCCCCCGGCCGUGGGUCUUUCUGCCCCAGUACUACUGGCUUUUUCUGUGGCUGCUUUUCCUGGGCCUCACCUGCCUGGUUCUGAUGCGGAUUCUGGAGCUGCAGAAACAGCAGCCAGCACCAACCCUCAACUCCUAGCAUGAAAGAGGACUCAGCCUGAGAAACACAACGUGCCACCCCAGGCUUACUUUUAAAAAAUAAAAUAAUAAAAACCGGAGGGGGAAAAAGGGGUUUAGAUGUUUGGGGAAACACAAACCUCCCUCCUAGAAGCCCCAAGGUGGCUGCAGGAGGCUCUGUGCUGUGAAAGGAGCUGUGGGUGCCCUGAGGUGCGAUGGGGCUAUUGCCCUAACUUGUACCUAUGCGAGCGGGGCUCAGCAAUAGCAGAUUGUCCCUUGUCAGCCUAAUCUUGGUCUGGUGCAAGGAUCCCUUGUACUAGGAUGGGGAAAGGGCAUGCGUGAUAGCGGAGGGGUGGGAGGCUGGGGGUGCCUCCACCAACUCCUUUCCUCCUCUCCUUGCCCUUCUUGCAUAGCUGCGGGCACUGCUGCCUCCUUCAGCGCACCUCCCCCUGGGCAAAGAGCCAGGGGCCCAAG
This is a messenger RNA of Mauremys mutica (yellowpond turtle), 1622 nucleotides long. RefSeq names its product inositol 1,4,5-triphosphate receptor associated 2-like. The transcript is spliced from 12 exons. The coding region runs from base 40 to 1170 and encodes 376 amino acids. Gene Ontology annotation, cellular component: endoplasmic reticulum membrane. The record is from RefSeq and is a predicted model, not a curated record. NCBI's taxonomy places the organism in Eukaryota, Metazoa, Chordata, Testudines, Geoemydidae.